AUGAGUUUUUGUGUAAGUAAAAGUAAAAGUAUGAGUUUAAGUUUAAGUUAUUCUUCAAAAAAUGGGUUAGAUAAAAAUGUAGAAAAAAAAAAAAAUACACAGAAUAAUUAUACAAUUGAAGAAAACUUUAAUGAAGAUAAGAAAUAUAAGGAAGGUAUUAGAAAUGAUUUGGGUGAUUUUAAUAUAUCAGAAAAAACGAAAGGACACAUUAUUUUAGCAGAAGAUAAUUCAAGUGUGGAUAAAAAAUUAAAACAUAAAUUAACCGAAGAUAGUGACGAUGAUAAUUUAAAGAAAAAAAAAAGAAAAAAAGAACAUAGCUAUUCAAGUGAUGGAAUAAGUUUAUCUUUUAGUGAUAAUGAAAAAAAAGAGAAAAAAAAAAAGAAAAAAAUAAAAAAUAAUAAAAGAAAGAAAAAUGAAAACAAUAAUUCAAAAUAUUUUGAAAGAGAUAGUUGUGAUUUAGCUGCAAAAAGAAAAAGAAAAAAAGAAUAUAAUAGACGUAAAAAAUAUAUAUCAAUAACAAGUAGUUAUGAGAGCUAUGAAAAAAAAAAAAAAGACAAAAAAAAAAUGAAAAAUGAAGAAUAUAAAAGAAAAAAGUACAAUAGGAUAAGUAGUGACAGUUUUUCAAGUUUUUAUGAAGAUAUAAAUUAUAGUGAUAGUAAAAGUAGAGAUGAAAAUAGUGAAGAUAAUAAAAAGAGAAAAACAUCUGAUUAUGUAAAAAAAAUUAAUAGACAUGAAGAAAAAAAGAAGAAAAAAAAAAAGAAUUAUAAGGAUAGAAAUAAUUUAGAUAGAUUGAACAUAAGUAAGAAUUGUAAUAGAAAUAAAAGUGAAGAUUCUUAUUCAACUAACUUAAGUUAUGAAGAAUUAAAAAAAAAAAAAAAAAAUAAAAUAGAAAAUGGAAAUAAAGAAAAAUAUGAGAUAUCAAGCGAUGCAGAAAAAGAUACAAAAACAAACAAUUUAAAAUAUUCUACCACUGAAAAUAUAGAUAAUAUGAAUAAAAAAGAUAUCAAAAAUAAUGAAUUGGAAAAUAAUGAUGAUUACAUGAGUAGAAAUAAAAAACAUGAGAAUAAAACUUUAAAAAAAAAAUUAAAACAUGAAAAUAAAAGAGAAAAGGAGAAAACAAAUGGAAGGGAUUUGGAGAAAGGAAAAAUAAAAGAAAAAAAUAAAGAAAAAGAUAAAAAAAAAAAAAAGAAAAAAAAAAGAAAACAUAAUGAUUAUGAUAGUGAAACAUAUGAAUAUACUUUUUCUUCUAAUGAUAUGAGUGAUUCUAAUUAUUUAGAUUCAUCUAAAGAACCAAAUGUUUGUAGUCAUAGCGUAUCUGAGGAGUUAUUAAGAUCAAAAAUUAAAGAUUCUUACAUUAAAAAAGUGAGUAAUGAAUCGGAAAAAAAAAAUCAUGAUGAGAAAUUAAUAAAAAAAAAAAAGAAAAAGAGAAGAAGAGUUAAAAGCUAUAGUGAUAGUGAUGAAAUUAAUUAUCAUUUAAAAAAGGAUGCACUGAAAGAAAGAGAAAUUAAAAGAUAUGAGGACAAUGAUAAAUAUCAUAAACUAAAUGAAAACAAUAAAAGAAAUGAUUCAAUAAUAAAAUAUGAAAAUAAAAGACAAAGUUUUUAUUAUAAUGCUACACAUAAACAUAAAUAUUAUGAAUAUCAAAAUAUAAAUAAUUUAUUAUGUAAUGAUAGAUAUUAUAAUAAUAAAAAUAUUAAUGGAAUAGAAAAAACAGGAAUAAUAAAUAGAGAAAAAUCAUGUCCUUUUUUACUUCGUCUUUUUUAUAAACUUAAUAGUGAGUAUAAUGAUAAUGAUAUAGAUAUAUAUUCAAAAGAUUUUAAUAGCAAUGAACUUCAAAUUUAUGCAUGGAUUGAUAUUACAAUGAGAGAAAUAGUUACACUUGUAAAAGAUUUUUAUGAAGAAAGUAGAAAGAGAAAUGCAGAGUGGAUAUUUAAAGUAUUAUCUAAUGAAAAAAAACAAUUAACUUUUUUAUCAAAAAUUCAUAGUACAAAAUAUAAUUAUAAAGAAGAUAAUAAAACACUCUUAUCAUUAAAUUACGAAAUUGGAGAUAUAAUAUUACUAUCUAUUUUAUUUGAUAAAUAA
This is a messenger RNA of Plasmodium gallinaceum, 2082 nucleotides long. RefSeq names its product sin3 associated polypeptide p18-like protein. Gene Ontology annotation, cellular component: nucleus. NCBI's taxonomy places the organism in Eukaryota, Apicomplexa, Aconoidasida, Haemosporida, Plasmodiidae. The transcript has a single exon. Gene Ontology annotation, biological process: negative regulation of DNA-templated transcription. The record is from RefSeq and is a predicted model, not a curated record. The coding region runs from base 1 to 2082 and encodes 693 amino acids. Gene Ontology annotation, molecular function: transcription corepressor activity; transcription factor binding.